Colletotrichum truncatum is the source of this 2241-nucleotide messenger RNA. Its product is annotated as alpha-galactosidase 2. Gene Ontology annotation, biological process: carbohydrate catabolic process. The record is from RefSeq and is a predicted model, not a curated record. Gene Ontology annotation, molecular function: alpha-galactosidase activity. Lineage: Eukaryota; Fungi; Ascomycota; Sordariomycetes; Glomerellales; Glomerellaceae.
AUGCUUUCAAGCUCCAGGUUAAGGCACAUUGCCUUAGCGACCACUGCAUCGGUCCUUACCGGCAGUGUGCUGGCUCAGAAUGAUUCUUCCGUGAACGGCAUCGUCGUAGAUGGCACUUCAUUUGCCCUUAACGGAGAUCAUUCUUCCUAUCGCUUCCAUGUGGAUGAAUUGACUGGUGAACUCUAUUCUGACCACUUUGGUGGCUCAGCAACGGAGAGCAUAGAAAUGCUCUCUCCAGAGAUCAACGGCUGGGUAGAUAUGCUUGGUAGGGUCAGGCGAGAGUAUCCCGACCUAGGCCGCGGUGACUUUAGAGUUCCUGCGAUUCAAAUCCGCCAGUCUGAGGGAUACACUGUCAGCGAUCUCCAAUAUCGAUCCCACAGAGUUACCGCAGGAAAGCCUGGCUUACCGGGUCUCCCAUCAACCUUCGGGGCCGACAACGACGUAUCGACUCUGAUCGUUUCGCUGUACGACAACUAUAGCUCUAUUGCUGUUGAUCUGUCAUACUCCAUCUUUCCUCGAUAUGACGCCAUUGUCAGGAGCGUCAAUAUCACCAACGAGGGCCAGGGCAACAUCACGGUUGAGAAAGCUGCCAGUCUCAGUGUCGACUUACCGUUUGUAGAUCUGGAGUUGAUAGAGCUGAGGGGAGAUUGGGCUCGCGAAGCCAUGAGAGAGCGACGAAAGGUCGGCUAUGGCACGCAGGGAUUUGGAAGCACAACUGGGUAUUCGUCUCAUCUGCACAACCCAUUCCUGGCUCUUGUGUCUCCGGAUACGACCGAAUCGCAGGGUGAGGCCUGGGGAUUCUCCCUAGUCUACACCGGUUCCUUUUCUGUCGACGUCGAGAAAGGAUCCCAGGGCUUCACUCGUGCCAUGCUCGGUUUCAACCCAUACCAGCUUUCUUGGCCGCUUGGUCCGGGUGAAACUCUCACAACUCCAGAGGUUGUUGCUGUGUACUCGGAUUCCGGAAUUGGCGGCUUGUCACGGAAAUUUCACCGUCUGUAUCGCAACCACCUCAUGAGAGGUCAAUUCGUCAACCAGACUCGCCCCGCAUUGCUUAACAGCUGGGAGGGUCUCUAUUUCGAUUACAACGAGAGUACGGUCUUUGAUCUAGCUCAGGAAGCUGCGCAGCUCGGAAUCAAGCUCUUCGUGCUAGACGAUGGCUGGUUCGGCGAAGAAUAUCCUCGUCUGAAUGACACUGCAGGUCUUGGCGACUGGAAGGUCAACCCAGACCGCUUUCCCGAUGGCCUACCCGCUGUGGUCGAUAGAAUCACUAACCUUCAGCCCGCAAAUUCUUCAGAAAAAUUGCUUUUCGGGCUCUGGUUUGAACCGGAAAUGGUCAAUCCCAACUCGACUCUCUAUCAUGAGCACCCUGACUGGGUUCUCCACGCAGGCAACUAUCCACGAACGAUUAGGAGGAACCAGCUCGUGCUCAACGUGGCGCUUCCAGAAGUCCAGGAGUUCAUCAUAGAAUCAGUCUCGCAGAUUCUCUCGAGCGCUUCAAUUUCUUACGUUAAAUGGGAUAACAACAGAGGGUUUCACGAAACUCCUGUUCCUGGUAUCAGCCACGCUUAUAUGCUGGGCAUGUACCACGUCUUCGAGGUCCUCACAUCCCGAUUUCCGGACGUCCUCUGGGAGGGUUGCGCAUCUGGUGGAGGCCGUUUUGAUCCCGGCGUUCUCCACUACUUUCCUCAAAUUUGGACAUCAGACAACACGGACGCUCUGGACCGUCUUUUCAUCCAGUUCGGGACGUCGUUGGCUUAUCCGCCAUCAGCCAUGGGGGCUCACGUCUCGACUGUGCCUAAUCAUAUCACGGGCCGUACAAUCCCUAUGAAGUUCCGCGCACAUGUUGCCAUGAUGGGUGGAUCUUUUGGUCUCGAGCUGAACCCCGCUGAGAUCACCGAGGAGGACAAGGUGCAGAUUCCGGAGCUGCUGGCUCUCGGCGAGUUGGUCAACCCUAUUGUCAUCCAAGGUGACCUCUGGCGCUUGAAUCUGCCGGGCGAGUCGAACUGGCCGGCAGCCAUGAUCAUUUCCGAGGACGGAUCGCAGGCCGUUCUCUUCUACUUCCAGGUUCGCGCCCUGUACAACCAUGCCUUGCCGCGACUCCGCCUACAAGGUUUGGAUCCAACAGCAACCUACAAAUUGGAUAAUGGAACCUACUCUGGCGCGACCUUGAUGAAUACUGGUGUGCAGUACGCAUUUGAAGGGGAUUACGACAGUCGUGUAGUGCUAAUCGAGAGAAUUUGA